Molecule: messenger RNA, 2936 nt
Organism: Amphiprion ocellaris (clown anemonefish)
Lineage: Eukaryota; Metazoa; Chordata; Actinopteri; Pomacentridae
Gene: vhl
Product: von Hippel-Lindau tumor suppressor
Exons: 3
Coding region: 241-744 (167 amino acids)
Source: RefSeq, a predicted model, not a curated record
UAAACAAACUACUUGAGACGAGGCGACAAGAAACAGUUUCCUCGCUACGAUAUUAUUUGGUUAUUUGCGACGUUUCUCUUUUAUAAUCCACUCAUCUGAUUUGAUCGAAUUAAAAACACAGCCAUCAUCAAUUCGAUUAGGCUCUUGCGUCGACGACAGCUAAUAUUUAGCUAGCUGCUAGCGGGUGUUAGCUACAGAGCUAUACUGUCUGCGCCAACGACUUCCUGAUAAAUAGCACCAAUGCCUCAGGAGGGAGAGCAGGCUCUCCCCGUAGUUCGCUCUCUGAACAGUCGGAUACGCGUCGAUGCUGUGUUUUGUAACCGCAGCCCGUAUCUCGUCCGGCCGUUAUGGAUAGAUUACCGAGGGGAGCCACAGGCGUAUGAGGAUAUACGGCCAGGAACGGGUCGAAAGAUGACCACCUACGUCGGUCACCCGUGGAUGUUCAGAGAUGCAGAGACUGAUGAGCCUUUGAGGGGGAACUGCAAAGAGCUGCUUGUUCCUAAGCCAGAAGAGGCUGAAAAUGCUCUGUUUGUUAGUAUCACUUUACCAGUCUACACUCUCAAGGAUCGUGCUCUUCAGGUUAUUCGGCGUCUCGUGCGACCAGAAGACUAUAGGAGGUUGGAAAUAGCACGCUGUCUCCACGAGGAGCUUGAAGAUAAACCCAGUGUGUUGAAAGAUCUCCGCCGCAUAAACCAGCGAGUAGAGCAGCAUCUGCUGGAGAGGAUGCAAAACCAGGAGGAAUGAUGGAUAUUUAUUACAUAACGACAGUAAUACUGUAUUGUACAGUCAUAGAAAGUAAAGAGUUGAGAGCUUGUGAAAUAAGAAUCAAUGCUGGUGUCACUUCUUGGAAGAGUCGCAGCUCCUGUAAAGUCUUACAUUUGCUGCAAACGACAGACAGCUUCACUCAGUGGCCUCAGGAAUUGCCUUUGUCAGCAGAAAAAAAAGGGUUGCUUUUACCUUUCAGUAAGAGUUAUUAUUCAAUUAUUCUUAUUGGGAAUGCUUAAAGGUUAUCCUACCUAAUUCAGCUAAGUGCACAGCUCUCCUCCAAGACAUCUUUGAUAUCUUAGCUGCUAAGUUCAGCAGAGGGAUGUACUAUGAAACAAGUUUAACAUAGCCAGACUUUGUGUUAACUGGCUGUACAAAUCUGAAAACCCCAGUUGUUAAAAUUGUCAGUCAUGAUGGCUGUUAUCAGCUUGCUUUGUUAACCCAAACUGCCUUCUUCAGACUGUAACUUAAAGGGGGCGUUUAAUGCUGCUAGUUUCUAACACAAUGGCUACACAUUAGAGUUAAAUGUCAAACUUAACAGAUACAUGAUAUUUAAGAAGGGCAUUUUUUUCUGACGCUAUCCAGUAAUGGAUGUAUUGCAAUCACUUUCAUUUUUGGCCAAAUGAAAGUGAAACUGAUUUUGCCGAUUGAAUUUUGUCUGUGGUAAAUACCAAUAAACUUUCCUCUUUUCUAAUCUGCCUCAUUCGCUGCAGUGUAAAACUUACUUAGUAACAUAUCAGGACCAAAUAUAAAACUGUGUUUAUGUUCUCUGUGUCUCUAGGUCCUUCUGGCAAAGCAGUGCAUACAGUUUACUACAGCUGCAUGGCUUCGUUCAACACAGCUAACAGGUUUGCAGAUUUUCCCUAAACUGAGAAUCUGCAUCAUCAGAAAACAAUUUGCUUAAAGUGAGAUGCUUCUUACAACCAAUUUAAAUCCCAAACUCUGACUAUAACCUCCUCCAAAGCAUGUUAAGUGUCCAGCAUCAGUUGCCAUGGUGAUGUAGCUGGUUAAAAGACAGCCAUCUUCAUUACACUGAAAACUCUGACUUUGGGCUCAACAUACAUCACUAACCCACCAAUCUGGCUUCAUAGUACAGCCCUCAAAGAUGUUUUUGGAAAUUAUCAGCAGGGUUUAACUUUGGCACUUUAAAGCAGGGAAAUGAUUGAGUGGUAGGAGCAGACUUUUGGUGAGACUGUUGUAAAUGUCAGAAAUGUGCCUGCUGAUUUUAUUUCAACACUUCUGUUGACUGGACAGAAUCUUCUAAAGUCUUGCAGCUAAUUUCUAACAGAAAACGUGCUUUGUUAUUCUUCUCUUCUUUUGUUCUUCUGCCCCUCUGCUUUUCAUUCAUAGAUGGCUGCUGUUUCUGAACUAUUUCCAUUGUUUACAGUCUUGGGGUCAUUACUCAAAACAAGUAAUGCAGUUAAUGAAUUACUUAUUUACUCCCUGUAGAAAGUAAUUCAUUUCAGGACUAAUGACAUUACUUUUGCCUUACUCCGCAACAUCGCCUGCGAUGCAUUGGGAACUAGCUGCCAGUUAGUUGCCAGUAUAACAGUUAGCGUUUCAUUUGCCCACAUAUCUGCGCAAAUUCUUGUUUUAAUAAGAGGAACAUGCAAAAGAUCUUUGUUUUAUCUUUCAUAAAGUAUUACCACAAAUCUAACUGUAAAGUUGGUGAAAACCAUCCUAAAGAGCACUUUACAGAAAAAUGUUGUGACAACUAUCAGUAGGCUGUACUGCCUCAAAAUAUUAGGAAUAACUACAGUGUGAUUACUGAUUUUUGGAACAGUGUUGCAUUACAUUACUGCAUUUCAGACAAUUUUUUUUGAGAUUACAGUAACACGUGACCCCAACACUGUUUAUUUACAUGAUAAAUAAAUUACAGAUUGAUUUGUGACUGGUUAAAAUGUUCUUCAAAGGGUGUUUCUUUUUGUUCAGCCUUUAAGUGCAGCAAAUAUUUUGACAUUGAUAGUGAAAUGACCAAACCACUGAACUUAAAGACUAUACUGGGAUGUUGGAAUGAGUCAGUUGGAUGUAUCUGAGAGUGUAUUUAAUCAUUUGAUCUUCUGAUAUAUAAUGUAAGAAUUACUUGCUGAUGUCAAGCACAUGACAAUACAUUUUAUUUCAACUUAUUUUUCAUUUAUCUUUGUAAUAUAAAAUAAACAGAUUCAACAACA